Molecule: messenger RNA, 1548 nt
Organism: Batrachochytrium dendrobatidis JAM81
Lineage: Eukaryota; Fungi; Chytridiomycota; Chytridiomycetes; Rhizophydiales
Exons: 5
Coding region: 1-1548 (515 amino acids)
Source: RefSeq, a predicted model, not a curated record
AUGAAUUCAUCUAAAGCAGCCAAGCCAACGCAACCCAAACAAAUCCGAUGCUGCAAUCGGGGCUUAAAAGCCAUUCAGGUUGCUACAGCCAGCAGUAUUCUUUUAGUUCUUGUGCUCUGGGUUGGUCUUUUCCAGUUUAUAUUGCCUUUUAUUUACAAUGAAGAUAAUCUUGGAACAGGCGAACACUACGUAUCUGCUGUUGAACAACUCACUUUCAGAGAAAUUCAUGGAUUGGAAAGUGCAUCAGUAAACAACAGCAUUGCUAGUCAUUCCACUCCUUUUCAGUCCAUGAAUGCUACUCAGCAAGCAACCUACAUGGAUAGCAUUCUUGCUGCAUUGGCAUCUGACGCACGACAAAUCCUUAAUGUCAAAAAACUGGAAUCUGCCGUCUGUGACAGCACUCCCGACUCCAUUGCAUUGUUUUUAAACCAUCGUUAUAAUAUGUUGCUUCCUUCUGCUUCAUAUCAGUCACGACACCCUACCAAUGCUCCAAAUAACUCGACUGGAAGUUAUUUUGUAGACCAUCAACGAUACUUUGUAGCACUCAAUUUUCAUAAUAGUCAAAAGACAAAAAAACUGUUGCAGUUGUUUCAAACCCUUCUUGAUCACUUGAAUAUUCCAUCGUCCAUUAUUCUAUCAGAUGAAAAAUCAGACUAUGAACAUAUGAAUCGGAUCGAAGUGUUGGCUGAAUACCGCAAUCGUGCUCUAGAACCCAUGUUUACUCAGAAAUUAUACUAUAACCAUGUUAUUUUUAUAAAUGAUGUGUUUCAUUGCUUGGAUGACACUCUCGAACUCAUGUAUCAAACUCACGUUCAACAAGCUGAUAUGACAUGUGGUUUUGACUACUGGAUACGACCCGACAAGUUUUAUGAUACAUGGGUAGCACGAACCUUGAGCGGAAACAUGGUACGAGAGUAUUUCUAUCAAGGAUCGUUUGCAUAUGAUCCAGCUUCGCGAUCACGUUAUGAACUCGGACUUCCCAUCUCGGCGUUCUCGUGCUGGAAUGGCAUGACGGUCUUGAAUAGCGAUCCAUUUUAUAAACACAAUGUGCGGUUUCGAAGAAGUGAUGUGGAUCAGGGAGAAUGCUCGGCAUCUGAAUGUCAGCUCCUGGCCAAAGAUUUCUGGACAAAUGGAUUUGGCAAGGUGUUGAUGGUACCGCAGGUCCGAGUUGUUUAUGAUUUGUGGUUGCAUGCAUCGGUUCGUGCAAAGCGAUUUGAACUUAUUCAAAUAGGUCAGAAUCUUGGCAACAAUCCAAAGUAUAUGGAUCUAGACGGCACAGCAAACGCUAGGCGCAAGCGUAUUUCUCUGAAAAUGGGUCUAAAUGAAUUCGGAGGACGAUCGCUUGAUUUGAAAUGGUGGAAUCGCAUGAUGUGGCUUGGAUGGACGCAUGAGCCUGCUUGGGUUGCAGGCCAAGUAAGCGAAGAGGUUGUUUGGAACUAUCCAGGACCAGAAAAAGUCAUUUGCUUUGGAUUAGAUGGAGUCAAUAAUCCAAAUGCCGACUGGGAAAAUCCAGUGUUUGAAACUGUUGAAUACAAGGUUGGGUUGUAA